This is a messenger RNA of Cuscuta epithymum, 486 nucleotides long. The record is from the annotation of a GenBank genome assembly. NCBI's taxonomy places the organism in Eukaryota, Viridiplantae, Streptophyta, Magnoliopsida, Solanales, Convolvulaceae.
GCUUCGUCAUCAAGCUUUGGACGGGCUGGGGUCGGGUGUUUCGGGAGAGAAGCUGCGGUCGGAGUUGCUGUGGUCGGCUUUGCUUGGCGGCUUUGCAGUCUGGAUCUCAAGAAAUUGUGGUGGUGGGUUUUCAAGGAAUGUUUCAAGAUGAAGGGUUGAUGAUCCGUCCCCCUCCUGAGCCACCGCCGAGGAUGAUGUUUGAAGCAUGGAUUCAGUUACUUUGUCGGUUUAUUUUAUUAAUUUUCGUUUUAUUCCACAGUCAGAUUAUUAUUUUUUGUGUUUACUCUUUCUUCUGCUGUAAAACUCUUGCAUUAGGUUUGGGGGUUGAGAGGUUUACGGUAAUCGUUGUUGGCUUUAAUUUGCCCAAGUUAGGUCUAGCGAGUUAUAUUGCUUUCUCAAGGUGAUUAAUUCAGAGUGUUGACUAAGGGCGAAUGGUUACAUGUGGUCCUUUUAUAUUGCUAUUCUUGUUUGAUUAUUAUCGAAUUU